AUGGUCAAGAAGGAGCGGGCGGCCCCCGGCGGGGGGGCAGCGGCGCUCCGGCUGUUCGUGUCCACGACCGUCGAGACAGACCUCGUGGUGGGCAUGUCUCUGGCGGCGAAGAAUGCCCCCAGUACAGUGGGUCAUCUGUGCGAGCGGGUGGCCCGGGAGCACCGCGAGGCGUUCCCGAAGGGCCCGGCGCUCACCGUGAAGCAGCUUCGGCUGCUGCCGCCCUGGAAGCUCGCUGCGGGGGGCCGCGCGCGGUACGUCGAGGACGGCACGUACCUCCUGAAUCGGAGCAGCCCGCUCGGCGUCGCGCUCCAGGACGGAGACCACCUCCUGGCCGUGCACGGCGCGGGGGCCCCAGCCGCACCCACUCCGUUGAAGAUUGCUGACGCCAGCGGCAAGGCCCCCCAGAAGACCCAGGAGAAGGACCCGGCUCAGAAAAAACGAAUCGCCGAGAUGAGGGACGCGCUCGCCUCGCCCGCGCCCCCCGCGAAGAAGGCGCGCGGCGCGGACGAGAAAGACAAGGCCGGCGCGCCCGCGAAGAAGCCCGGAGACGCGCCGAAGCCGCCGCCCGCCAAGCAGGCUCCGCCGGCGCCGUCGUCGUCCAGCUCCGACACCUCCAGCGACGACACGAGCUCGAGCAGCUCCUCAAGCUCGAGCAGCUCGUCCUCGAGCAGCGAGGACACCGGCAGCAAGAAGCCGCCCGCGCCGAAGCCGGCGCCGGCGAAGCCGACCGUCAGCAACAAGAUCAAGCCCGCAUCGCCCGCGGGGGGCAAGUCCGACGCGUCGCCGGUGCACACGGGGAUGCGCCGCGUCACGUUCAAGUACAUGCAGCUGCAGCUGCGCGACAGCAGCGGCAUGGCGUCGCGGCAGUGGGUGUGCGACCCGUGCGGCAGCGGCGGGAGGGGUCUCGCGGCCUUCAAACGGCACUCGAACUCGCCGGAGCACAAGAAGGCGGUGCAGAAGCUCGACGCGAAGCCCGCGGCGCCCUCCCGCGAGGCCCCCGACGACGCCGAGCUCGACCGCGCGCUGGUGGCGGAUGGGCGGUGGAAGUGCGCGGCGUGCGGGUCUCACGGGACGGGGCGCGCGUCGCUGAAGACGCACAUCAUGGGCAAGGUGCACACGGCGACGAAGCGGCGGUACGCGGACGGCGGGAGGCCGUGGGUCGGCCCGGAGCCGGACCGGGACGCGGCGGCGGCGGCGGCGCGCAAAGCGAAGCCCGCUGCGGGCGGGAAGGCGGCUGCGGAGGAGGCGAAGCCCGUGCCGGCGGCGCCGAAGGCGCAGGCGCGGUCGGCGAGCAGCAGCUCGAGCAGCAGCGAGGAGGACAGCGAGGACAGCGGCGAUGGGCGCGGCGGAGGUGGCAAGGCCAGCAGCAGCAGCGACACGUCGGGCAGCAGCGAGGAGCGCGCCCCGGCGGGCAAGCUCGCGGAGAAGCAGGCGGCGGAGCAGAAGAAGGCACCGCCGGCGUCCCCGUCGAGCUCCGAGACGAGCAGUGACGACGACGCGGGCGUCGUGAUGCCGAGCUUGCCGCCCGCGCCGGCGGCCAAGGCGUCUCCCGCUCCUAAGAAGGCGGAGGCGGAGCAGCAGCCGUCGUCAGGGUCGUCGCUGAGCUCCGAGAGCAGCAGCAGCAGCGACGACGUCUUCCGAAAUGGCGACGGCCCCAUCGUCAAGCUAGCGUAUCCGCCCGCGGGCCCGCGGGAGGCGCCCGUGUUGGGCGCGAAGGCGGGGGCGAGCAGCAGCAGCGGCAAGGGCAGCGGGAGCUCGAGCUCGGGGGAGUCGGACGCGUCGGGCAGCGACAGCGGCAGCGACGACGAGACCCGCAGCAGGACCCCCCCCCGGAAACGGCAGCGCAGGAGCGCGGACUCGACCACGUCUGGGAGCGCGGGGAAGGGGGACGCGUCGGACAAGGCCGACGAGGGCGAUUCGGACGGCGACAAGGUCGGGAGGCUCGCGAUGCAAAAGGGUGGCCUGGAGACGAUCCUCAAAGCCUGGACGAAGGGUCACAGCCAGCCUGCGACGCCGGCGGACGCGCUCGGCAGGGAGACGCAGCCGAACGGCGCUUUGGCGUCAGCGGCGGACGUCGGGGUGGUCCCGGCGACGCAGGUGGACGACGCGAGCGACAGCGGCAGCGAGGGCGGCGACGACGAGGGGACGGAGCGGGGCGCGCAGGAGGCGGCGCGUGCCGGGCGGCCGCGGCGCGCGACGGCGUCGUACGGGUCGCAGGGGCGCCCUGCGGCGUCGGCCGGGGGGGGGGUGUCCAAGGACACUGUGUCGGUCAGGCGGAACGCGUCGCGGGCCGCGCGGCCGCCGAGCGUGACGGCGUCGCCGGCCAAGGGCGUGGCGAAGGGCGAGGUGCCGACCCGGGGCGAGGGGGACGAGACGUGCGCGGUGUGCAAGCGCAGGCGGCGAAAGUACUGUGGGGUUGUGGAGAAGAAGUACGCCGACUGCGAGUACCUCGUGCGGUGGCGGAAGGAGGGCCUGAUCGCGUGA
This is a messenger RNA of Pedinophyceae sp. YPF-701, 2484 nucleotides long. The record is from the annotation of a GenBank genome assembly. Lineage: Eukaryota; Viridiplantae; Chlorophyta; Pedinophyceae.